AUGAACCAAGCUAUAUUUCUUUGCGUUACUUUGCGUUGGUGUGCUUCGAUGAAUGCAGUUUCUCGUGGCUUGUCGUUGUUGACAUCUGUUGAGGCAUCUUCUGAUGUCACAAGAUUUCAACUCGAUACAAACGCCACACAGACCACAAAGAAACUCCACAGACAGAAAAUGAGUUCCGACGUGGUAGAAAUCCCAGUAUUCAAAGAGAGACGAACUCCUGUUAUGCUUGAACCCGUCUUUCUGCCGCUUUUACUGGUCGCCUUCGCACUUAUCAUUGGCUUUUGUGUGAUCUUGCCCGGAAUACGAGGAAGAGAACGCGCUUUUGCCGCCAUACGAGUCCUUCUACUUGGUUCUAUGGGAAUCUGGUUUAUUUUUAGUUUCUUCUGCACGGAAUGGGUUGUCGCCGAAAGUUCGGCAAAAAUCCAAUACUUCCCACUCGACAAUCUCGCUGUUGAGUCCAAGAUCAAAGUGCAGAUGGGUUUCUCGAAUGUGAACAUCACCCUUCGAGCCCUGGAUGAGCUUAGCCACCCCAACCACCACUGGAAUGAGCGAAUCUCCUACUCGAACGUCGAUACAGACUUCGACUCGCUUGUUCGUCAGUAUAAACCUGAACCUCUACUCAAGGUGGCAUCAUACUUUACCUCUCAAAGUACCUCCAUGUCUCAGCAACGAACGCUCAAGCUUCAGCUCUUUUUUCGACUUGCGCUAGCAUUCCAAAUACUUGCACUUCUUCUCUGGGGUUUGAGCUGCGCCGUCCUAAACAAAGCAAUCUCUAUUGGAGCUCAAUUCUUGCUUAUUUCUGGACUUUCCCAGAUAAUCGCAAAUGUUUUCAUUUCUGUGACGCCAAACAUCACUUUCUUCUUGCCAGAAGUUCCAGAGGGCAUCCGAUUCCAGUUCGGCUGGAACUGGUCGCUCAACAUGGGAAUGGCGCUGCUUUCGAUUAUCGUUGCUAUCACAAUCCUUUUCAUGGAUUGCUAUGCAACUUCUGUUAUCCGUGAGAUCCUUGCGUAUGCACCGUACGACGACGAAGAAUGUUAUGAGUGCGAACAGAAUGGCGAACGAUGCAUUAAAUGCAAAAACGAAAUUCUGGCGAAGGACUUACCUAACAAAGCGAAAUACGAAACGGAGACAUCUAAGGCGGUCCUCCAGAUCGUCAACGCGCGUAAACUCUACCCAAAGGCACUUACAAUGCGAUAUGAGAAUGAGGAAAAAUUUGCCAAAAAGCAGCUUCGCAAGAAAGCCGUCGAAGCUAACCGAGAAUCACGAAAGAAAGCCGAACGACGCGGUUCAGCAGUCUCUAUUUCCGCCGAUGUUGACCAAACCUUGUCUUAUGGCGAUUGGAAAAUCUUGGAACCCGGAAACUUUGGUAGCCAGCCCCAUUUUACAUCAGACGGCUCUCUCUCUUGUCGGUCUUUGCCGACGCUGAGUGAGGGCUCAGUUGUGGAUAAUGCAAACUACCGUACGCAGUCGACUAUUUCGACGGAUACAGCUUCUGAAAUUGACCUGGACCAGAUGGUCUAA
This is a messenger RNA of Oikopleura dioica, 1521 nucleotides long. The record is from the annotation of a GenBank genome assembly. Lineage: Eukaryota; Metazoa; Chordata; Appendicularia; Copelata; Oikopleuridae.